This is a messenger RNA of Nematolebias whitei (Rio pearlfish), 1114 nucleotides long. RefSeq names its product 3-hydroxymethyl-3-methylglutaryl-CoA lyase-like 1 (gene hmgcll1). NCBI's taxonomy places the organism in Eukaryota, Metazoa, Chordata, Actinopteri, Cyprinodontiformes, Rivulidae. The record is from RefSeq and is a predicted model, not a curated record. Gene Ontology annotation, biological process: ketone body biosynthetic process; L-leucine catabolic process. The coding region runs from base 101 to 1114 and encodes 337 amino acids. Gene Ontology annotation, molecular function: hydroxymethylglutaryl-CoA lyase activity. The transcript has 9 exons.
GCCCAGCAUACAGACCGGAAUUAGCACGCAGAUGAGCGACCCAGAUUACCUCUGUUAGUUACAACGACCCGUACGGUUUCUCCUCGGAGGAGCCGUUCUGAUGGGGAACAUUCCCACCACAGUGAAGCACUGUCUGAGCUAUGAGCAAACCAUCAAGGACUACCCCUGGCUGCGACGCUGGCUGCAGGAGGAGAAGAUCUUUACAGAACAGGAGUAUCCGAAGUUUGUGAAAAUCGUUGAAGUCGGGCCAAGAGAUGGACUCCAAAAUGAAAAGGAAAUUGUUCCAACAAGGGUGAAAGUCGAGCUGAUUGACAGGCUCUCUGCAACAGGGCUGUCUGUGAUCGAGGCCACCAGCUUUGUCUCUUCAAAGUGGGUACCGCAGAUGGCCGACCACACUGAUGUCUUCCAAGGAAUCCAGAAAGCACCUCAUGUUCGAUACCCUGUUUUGACGCCUAACAUGCAAGGUUUUCAGGAUGCUGUUGCUGCUGGUGCCACUGAAAUCGCUGUGUUUGGGUCAGCGUCAGAAAGCUUCAGCAGAAGAAACAUUAACUGCUCCAUAGAUGAAAGCAUGCAGAGGUUUGAGGAAGUCAUUAACGCUGCCAAAGAGAGACAAAUUCCAGUUCGCGGAUAUGUUUCUUGUGCCCUUGGCUGCCCCUAUGAGGAAUGUAUUGAACCUUCAAAAGUUGCAGAGGUGGCAAAAAGAUUGUAUGAAAUGGGUUGUUAUGAAAUUUCCCUGGGGGAUACCAUUGGUGUCGGGACUCCUGGAUCCAUGUUUACGAUGCUACAGAGGGUGAUGAAAGAUGUGCCCGUUAAUGUGUUAGCGGUUCACUGCCAUGACACUUAUGGACAAGCACUUCCCAAUAUUCUUGUUGCACUUCAGAUGGGAGUCUCCGUGGUGGAUUCGGCAGUGGCUGGCCUUGGCGGAUGCCCCUACGCCCAGGGUUCAACUGGCAACAUUUCAACAGAGGAUGUUCUUUACAUGCUUCAUGGCAUGGGCAUUCAAACAGGUGUAAAUCUUGAUAAAGUGAUAGAAUCUGGGGAUUUUAUCUGCAAUGCUUUGGGAAGAAAAUCAAACUCCAAGGUUGCCCAGGCGAGAUGCAGGAGGACACUGUGA